AUGACUAUUGAAAAAGUGCCAGCCCUAGCUGCUGAAGGAGAUGACGUCUUUUUCCAUGUCAAUGAUCUGCCAGAGAAUACUACAACCAUAGCCUGGUUCAAAGGUCUAAGAAAUACGACACAAGGAAUUGGAGCAUAUGCACCGUUCUUAAAUUUGAGUAGGCCAGGUCCUAUGUACAGUGGUAGAGAGACAAUAUACCGCAAUGGAUCCCUGCUGAUAAAAAAUGUCAACCCGAUGGACAUUGGAUUCUAUACCCUACGAACUUAUAAUAAUCAUGGAACUAGGACAUCAAUAACAUCCGAGUACCUCCAAGUGCACGCUUUCGUUUGGAAGUGUGGGCGCCUUGGUACCUCUUCACAGUUCACCAUUGAAUCAGUGCCACCCAGCGUUGUUGAAGGGAGAAAUGUUCUUCUACUUGUUCGUAAUCCCCCAGAAAAUAUUGUAGAGUUUGUCUGGUUCAAAGGAGUGGUUGACUUCAAGAACAUUUUGGGUAUCCGAAAUAUAGCAGACAGGAAACCAACUGUAUGGGGACCUGCAUACAGUGGUAGGGAGAAGCUGUACAGUGAUGGAUCCCUGCUGCUUCAUGGUGUCAGUCAGAAAGACAGUGGAUUGUACAUACUACGAAUCCUGAGACCAGAUACAGGAAACGAAGAGGCACUAGUGCAACUCCAGGUGGAGACUUACCUUUCUGUGUCCUGUAAUCCUCUCACUUCUUCCCAACUCAUGAUCCAGCCAUUGCCUCAGUAUCCUGCUGAAGGUGAAAGCAUAUUUCUUCAAGUUCAUAAUCUUCCAGAAGACGCGAAUGCCUUUUUCUGGUACAAAUCAAAGAAUAGGACGCCAGUCCUUAGAAUUGUAGAAUAUGUCAGAACCAUGCAUUCUGUCACUUGGGGACUUGCAUACAAAAGAAGAGGAAUGGUGUACUUUAAUGGAUCUCUGGUGCUCCACAAUGUCACUGAGAAAGAUGCAGGAAUGUACACACUAGAAGUUUUAAACAAAAAUUUCGAUAUUCUAAAAGCAUAUGUGGAAUUUUCUUUAAAGAAGAAUGUGACACAGCCCUUUGUGCAAAUCACCAACACCACAGUCGCAGAACGUAGAUCUGUGAUCUUCACUUGCAUUUCACCCGACACCGAUGUCUCCAUCCGUUGGAUCUUCAAUAAGGAGAAUCUGCAGCUCACAGAGAGGAUGACUCUGUCCCCAACAAAGUGUGGACUCAGAAUAGAUCCUGUCAGUAGCACGGAUGCUGGAGAGUAUCAGUGUGAGGUCUCCAACCGAUUCAGUUCGAAGACCAGUCUCCCAGUCUCCUGGCCAUGA
Messenger RNA from Microtus ochrogaster (prairie vole), 1311 nucleotides. Its product is annotated as pregnancy-specific glycoprotein 22-like. The record is from RefSeq and is a predicted model, not a curated record. Gene Ontology annotation, molecular function: protein tyrosine kinase binding. Gene Ontology annotation, cellular component: cell surface; plasma membrane. Gene Ontology annotation, biological process: signal transduction; regulation of immune system process. NCBI's taxonomy places the organism in Eukaryota, Metazoa, Chordata, Mammalia, Rodentia, Cricetidae.